Messenger RNA from Gigantopelta aegis, 3257 nucleotides. RefSeq lists its product as uncharacterized. The transcript is spliced from 6 exons. The coding region runs from base 242 to 766 and encodes 174 amino acids. Lineage: Eukaryota; Metazoa; Mollusca; Gastropoda; Neomphalida; Peltospiridae. The record is from RefSeq and is a predicted model, not a curated record.
AUCGUGUGCCGCUUCCUGCGCCAGAGACCCGGAUUCUUGCAAAACCUGGUACUACAACGCACAAGAAGAAACCUGUCGCAUUCAAACUGCUGUGACUGAAACUCACCAAAGCCAAGACGGCUCGUCUCAUGAUCAGACAUCGUGGAAACAAUGGCGCUUAGUGCACCCCAAGCCUGAAGAAAAAGGAGUUUCUUGCAGAGUUCCAUUUGUGAAAGAUUUGGCGUCAGUUGUAGGGCAAAUUAUGAAGUAUGACGGAACCGUUCUGUGCAAGCCCGACUUCUGCUUCUUCGAGACGGAACAGGCAACAGAAUGCAAAACAAAUGGUUGUGGUGAAUGUAAGCAGAUUGAAUGGAGAAACAUGACUGAAUCGUUCGUUGUGAAGCUACCUGCGCCACUUCAUCCUGGAUGGAACAUGACCUGGAGAGCAACUCAGCAAGUAAUAGGAAAUGGAAGACUGGCGAUAAUGUUUGGCGAGCACCUGAGAAUGGAGAUUAUGUUUCAAAAUGCGCUGGACUACAGUGUCAGCCUCCAUGUUCUAGACGAUGGAAGCAUGGCCAACAAAGUGAACAUUACAGGAAAACUAAAACAAGGGGACACGCUUGAAGUUAACGUUGCCAUGGCAUAUAAUCUCUUCCAGGUUAUGGUGAAAGGCAACCCAAGGAAACCUACGUUCGACGGCACCGAGUUCUCACUUAUUUCUAAACGUCUAACUGAAGUUUCUUUUUCCGGCUCUAUCCCUACUAAGAGUCUGAAAGUUAUGUAUUAAUUUAAACUUUGAAAAAUAAUCCCAGCAAGGCACGCCAUAUUGAAUUUUAACAACACCUUUCGUCAUCACUGUCGUUGGAGCGGUUCAUCAGAAUUAAAGUUUAGCAGAGACGUCAGUUUGGAUUUUGAAUACAGUAGACAAAAAGAAUCAAGACAAAAUAAUAAGAUCUACUACAACUAUCUACAACGUGAACAAGCUCAUUUACUUAGGGUUUUUUUAAAUUCUUUCUUCAAAUAACUAUACAAAGCAAAAAAACCUCUUUACUUGUUGUUGCUUGUUGUUCUUCAAAUAUCUAGACAAAGUCAAAAGGCUCUUUUUUUUUUCCUUCCUUCAAAAAACUAGACAAAACUAGACAAAGACAAAAGGCUCAUUUAUUUGUCGGUUUUCUUUUUUCAAAGAACAAGACAAAGUCAAAAUGCUGAUUUACGGUUUUUUCUUUCUUCAAGGAACUAGACGCAGUCAAAAGAUAUUUACUUGUUUGUUUGUUUUUCUUUUGUCAAACAACUAGACAACGUCAAAAGACCCAUUUACUUAGGGUUUUUUCUUCAUAGAUCUAGACAAAGUUAAAAGGCUAAUUUACUUGUUUUCUUUCUUCAGAGAACUAGACAAAGUCAAAACAUUUAUUUACUUGUUGUUAGCUUUUUUUCAAAGAUCUACAACAGUAAAAAUGCUAAUUUAUUUUGGUGCUUGGAUUAUUUUCUUUCUUAAAGAACUAUAUAAAGUCAAAAAGGUUCAUUUACUUUUUUUUCUUCAAAGAACUAGACAAAAUGAAAGGGUUCAUUUACUAAUCAAAAGGCUUAUUUACUCAGUCUUUUUCUUUUUUUUAAAAGGACUAGACAAAGUAAAAACGCUCCUUUACUUUUUGUCUUUCUUCAAAGAGCUAGACAAAGUCAAAAGACUAAUUUACUUUCUUUUUCUUUCUUAAAAACUAGACAAAGUGGUUUUAUUCCACUAAUAGACAAACGAAAACGACAUAAGCUCUGUAAAAUGUAUACACUUGUCAAUGAUGGUACACCAACGUACUUAGCACUUUUUUGUUUAUCAAGAUCUAAUAUUAGAACACGUGGCUUAAGGAAUAAAAAACACUAACAACAGUAGCUAGUCGUAUAAAAGUAUACUCUGAUUUUUUUUAUGGAAUAAGGUUGUAGAAUGCAUUAAAUGUCAAAGUACGGAAAGCUGUAUCAUUGACAUCUUUAACAAAUCAAUUAAAGAAAUCGGACAACGCUAUUCCUAGAUAUGUUUAUCUGGGUUCUAGACUUGAGCAGAUACUCCACUGUAAACUUCGCCUAGACAUCAAUGACCUUAAUGGCCAUAAAUUAUUUCGAUAUAUUGCAGAUGAUCCGGUUGACCAAUCCCAUUUAGUUUUGACAAAAUAAAUAUUGUUUAAAUCAACCAGACAAAGUUAAAAGACCCAUCUACGUUUUUCUCUCUUUCUUUCAUUGUGCUUUUUCCUUUCGGGUGGCAACAGUUUUUGUUCUUCUUAAUAGCAUAAAUCGUACAACAUUUUCUGCAGUGUUGGUCUUGUUAAAAACGUAUUGUAUGGUACAUAUCGUAUAGCACAAUCGAUAGUCCAUACCAGGUAAGUCUCAAAAGUCUUAAAACAUGCAUAUACAGCGAAAGGUAGGUCUCAAAACUCUUAACAAAUACAUGUACAGUGAAAGGUAGGUCUCAAAACACUUAACAAAUACAUGUACAGUGAAAGGUAGGUCUCAAAACUCUUGAAACAUGCAUAUACAGCGAAAGGUAGGUCUCAAAACUCUUGAAACAUGCAUAUACAGCGAAAGGUAGGUCUCAAAACUCUUGAAACAUGCAUAUACAGCGAAAGGUAGGUCUCAAAACUCUUGAAACAUGCAUAUACAGUGAAAGGUAGGUCUCAAAACUCUUGAAACAUGCAUAUACAGCGAAAGGUAGGUCUCAAAACUCUUGAAACAUGCAUAUACAGCGAAAGGUAGGUCUCAAAACUCUUGAAACAUGCAUAUACAGCGAAAGGUAGGUCUCAAAACUCUUGAAACAUGCAUAUACAGCGAAAGGUAGGUCUCAAAACUCUUGAAACAUGCAUAUACAGUGAAAGGUAGGUCUCAAAACUCUUGAAACAUGCAUAUACAGCGAAAGGUAGGUCUCAAAACUCUUAAAACAUGCAUAUACAGCGAAAGGUAGGUCUCAAAACUCUUAAAACAUGCAUAUACAGCGAAAGGUAUGCAUAUCCUGUCCCAUCGGUAGCACCCGCCAUGACCAUAAGUCACAGUCUGAGUAGCUUGUGUUCCUAGGAAUUUAAGUCCGCCGCAAAGCGUCCCCCGUCGAUUGGUACAUUGGACUAUUUCUCGUUCCAGCCUGCACCACGAAUGGUACACAAAAAACCUUGCUAUGUGCUGUCUUGCCUGAGGGAUGGCCCAUAUUAAAGAUUCUUUCUUACAAGCUGUGCACCCUAACGGCCUUAACGAGGCCACUCACGUGGACAUGUAGAUCGGAAAUUAAAAUUUUAGACCUUCGU